This is a messenger RNA of Phaeodactylum tricornutum CCAP 1055/1, 219 nucleotides long. RefSeq lists its product with no specific name. Lineage: Eukaryota; Bacillariophyta; Bacillariophyceae; Surirellales; Neidiaceae. The annotation marks the transcript as partial. The transcript has a single exon. The record is from RefSeq and is a predicted model, not a curated record. Gene Ontology annotation, biological process: protein transport.
AUGGGUUUGUUCGGACUUGGUGUCCCGGAACUUGCUGUGAUAGCUAUCGCGGCUGCCUUUUUGCUUGGACCUCAGAAGUUGGCAGAACUUGGAAAGGAUGCUGGAAAGAUUGCCGGGGAACUCAAAGAGGUGCCCGCGGAAUUUCAAAAAGGCCUACAGGAAGGUGAAACGAAAGCAAAAAGCCUAAAAGACGAAAUUUCUGUGAAGGAAGACGAAGAG